Messenger RNA from Colossoma macropomum (tambaqui), 2755 nucleotides. RefSeq names its product mitochondrial trans-2-enoyl-CoA reductase (gene mecr). Gene Ontology annotation, cellular component: mitochondrion. Gene Ontology annotation, molecular function: trans-2-enoyl-CoA reductase (NADPH) activity. Bases 103 to 1227 code for a protein of 374 amino acids. Lineage: Eukaryota; Metazoa; Chordata; Actinopteri; Characiformes; Serrasalmidae. Gene Ontology annotation, biological process: fatty acid metabolic process. The record is from RefSeq and is a predicted model, not a curated record. The transcript has 11 exons.
GCCGCUUCCUACACAGUGCUGUGUGGAUAGUUGUGGUUUCUGAUGAACUAAGUACAGAGUGAAGACAUCACAAAUGAUAUAAAUACUGCACACUGCUUUAAGAUGGGCGUUCUCCGUGUGACACAGAUUGUGUCCAGGGCCCUGGUGGCCCAAUCAUUGAGGAGUAGACUGGCUCCGAGUUUCUCUUUUUCUCGCAGUUUCUCCGCGGAGCCGUUGGCCGGAGAGAGCACUGCGCUCCUAUACACAACACACGGAGAGCCCUCAGAAGUCCUUAAGUUGGGGACUCUGCAGCUCCCUUCUCUGGGAGACAAAAGCGUCCUUGUGAAAAUGCUUGCAGCUCCCAUCAACCCCUCGGAUAUAAACAUGAUCCAAGGCACCUACGCAAUACUGCCUGAUCUUCCAGCAGUGGGUGGCAAUGAAGGAGUGGGCCAGGUUAUAGAAGUGGGCAGCAAGGUGAAAACGGUCAAAGUGGGCGACUGGGUGAUUCCAAGGGAUGCUGGUCUAGGCACAUGGCGGGCAUUGGCAGUUUUGAGUGCAGAUGAUUUGGUGACGCUGCCCAGUGACAUCCCUCUCCUUUCAGCAGCCACUCUGGGAGUCAACCCUUGCACUGCACUCAGAAUGCUCUCUGACUUUGAGGAUCUAAAGCCAGGAGACACAGUAAUUCAAAAUGCAGCUAACAGUGGAGUCGGACAGGCUGUGAUCCAGAUAGCUGCAGCAAAGGGUGUUCAUACUAUCAACAUAGUUAGAGACAGGCCAGACCUAUCACAGCUGACUGACAGACUAAAAGCGAUGGGGGCCACUCAUGUGAUUAAGGAGGAGACUCUCAGAAGGCCAGAAAUGAAGGAACUCUUUAAGUUUUGUCCUCGACCUAAGCUGGCCCUAAAUGGAGUGGGAGGAAAGAGUGCCACAGAGUUGCUGCGCCAUUUACAAAGCGGAGGCACUAUGGUGACCUAUGGCGGAAUGGCCAAGCAGCCAGUCACAGUGCCCGUGAGUGCUCUAAUCUUCAAGGAUGUGAAAGUACGAGGCUUUUGGGUCACUCAGUGGAAAAGGGACCACAGGCAUAAUGAUGAGGCCUUGUGUAGCAUGCUGAAUGAGCUUUGCACCCUAAUCCGUGCUGGAAAAUUGUCACCCCCACCCUGCACUGAAGUCAGCAUAGAGGACUUCCACAAAGCUCUGGACAAUACCAUGAAGCCAUACAUUUCUACCAAACAGGUUUUGGUCAUGUGAUUCCAAUUAAAAUUAUAUGUAUAAUAACAAUAAUAUAUAUAUUUUAUGGCUCCUGUGAUAUUUGUCACAGCACAGUCACUUCAGACUUCAGGUACUACAAACACGUGUGCCGUAGCUUCAUUUCUGACAUCAAAGUCCAGUAAGUGUUAUCAGUUUGAGUAAGAAGCCUAAAGAAGCCUACUUGUUCUUUGAACCUUCAGAAACUUUAUUUAACAUCAACAUGCAACACCAGGUUUAUGAACUGCUCAGAGACAGGAUAAAAGGUUGAAUCAGUUUUUAUGAUGGCUGUCCAUAGAUAAAUUGUUAUGUUAGUUCAUAAAAACCCAUAAAAUAUUAUCAUUAAUUUUUUAUCAAUAGGUUCUGCCUGUCUGUUUUAUCACAGCACUAAAGAAGAGGCAGUCAUGAUAAUGGGUUUAAAAAAUGUUUGGUCAUAAAACUUACAAUAAUAAACACCAUUAUUGUGUUUGAAAUAUUUUUUAACACCAUGAAACGGACAUAUUCUUAUACCAGUGUCAUGGUGUAACAUGUUAUUAACUUGUUUUAUCGUAUGUUUAUAUAUAUAUUAGUGCAUAUUGUAUAAACACUAUGGUACAUGGCUCUUAGGCUUAGGCACCACACAGCAAACCAUGUAAAUCAGAAGCUGUUUACCACAUAUCAAUUUUGAGACCGAACUUGUCUAAUUAAAACCAUAAUGAGCUCUCACUUUCUGGUAUCCUUGCCUUCAUCUCUUGAUUUAAAGUAAAAUAAUAACUCACAUUGAAGAAAAAAUGAAGAGGGAUACAAUGAGAGCAAUUUUGCAGAGGUACUUGAGUGAAGUGCAGCCUUUGUGGAUGUAACAGUGGAAGCACUUAUAUUAGUAGCUGGCCCACAUGCUGAAAGUUGCUGCUAGAGCCACAGUCAGCAGUGCGGGGGCAGCAGAGGAUGCCCCCUCCUUUACCACACAGUGUUGAUACUCCUCAACGUCCACCUCUCGUAUAGCACACACGUGAUCAAUACGGCAGUCUGCAUCACACACUGUCAGGUCAUAAUUCACUGAGUUGAACUCGUAGUACUUCUGCAGGUAACAGUUUUCUCCUGCUAUCCGUUCCAAAACACGAUGCAUGGAGGCUGGAGAGGCAUCUGGCACUCUGAACGCUUCAGUCAUACGAUACUCCUUCUCCCAACGUGCACGUGCAAUGUUUGCAUGCGUCAGGUUCAAGUAAUAAGUCACCAUGUCCUAGAUGAUAAUGAUACAGAGAUUUGCUUUGUCAUUUUCAAUAGAACAUGGGAUUAAUGUCUGAAGAAAAAGGUCCAACAGUUUGCAUAUCAUUGCUGUCCAAAAAAAAAAGAAACCUCUCCAAAAUGUUAACUUUAUUUAGAAAAAAGCUAGCAACGUUCUUAAUUUUUAAUUCAAGUUAAUGUAAAGAAAUUUACAUGUAAGGAGAAGUUGUGUUGGACCAUUUCUAUUGGUCUAUCCAUCAUAAAAUUUUCACAUAAUGUAAACAGAACAGCUGCUGUAUUCAAAAGAAUAAAAAUCAGAAUGCUUCAA